Messenger RNA from Theileria equi strain WA, 3117 nucleotides. RefSeq lists its product as hypothetical. Bases 1 to 3117 code for a protein of 1038 amino acids. Gene Ontology annotation, molecular function: ATP binding; ATP hydrolysis activity. Gene Ontology annotation, biological process: cellular response to heat. NCBI's taxonomy places the organism in Eukaryota, Apicomplexa, Aconoidasida, Piroplasmida, Theileriidae. The transcript has 4 exons. The record is from RefSeq and is a predicted model, not a curated record. Gene Ontology annotation, cellular component: cytoplasm.
AUGUUUCGGCUAUUUUCGCUUUCGCUGUUGAUAAUCGGCACUGAGUCGUUCCGCCCACCCUCAGAGCUCAACGGAAACUUUUACAUGGGCAACUUUGGCACGCAGAAUGAAAAUAAACAGAGCAUAGAAUCCGCAGAUGGUAUCCUCAAGGCUUACGGGAGGAAAUAUCUCUCGUCUUCCGCAAGUUGGCCGCUCAACUUGCUCUCAGACCUCAAUUCUAAUCUACUAGGAGUCGGCUCCGAGUUUCUGUCCCCAGUGAAGAAGCUCAUGGGAAACGAGAAUAAACGCGAACACGCAGUAUGCAUGGUUGGAAACGGAGGAUUCACACAAGACGAGCCUUCUGACCAUGGAAAACACUCCUUCGCCCUGUACAUGAUGGGAGAAGGCCAUGGACACACAUUAAACUCGGAGGAUUACACCGACAAGGCAUGGGAGGCCAUCACAACGCUCACCGAUAUAGCAAACAGCUAUAAAUCGUCCUACGUUGAAGGUGAUAUGCUCUUGUUGGCGCUGCUUAAUGGAGGUGAAGAGUCCAUGUGCCACAAGAUUUUGCAGUCGGCUGGAGCAGAUGUAGCUAAAAUGCGCCAAGACCUUGAAAAUCAUCUACAAAAACAACCCCGCAUGGCAGGAGGGUUUGGAGAACAAAAGGUGUUGGGAAGAAUCCUUCAAAACGUUCUAUCUGUGACUAGGCGCUACAAAAGUGAAUUGGGGGAUGAGUACAUCUCUGUGGAACACUUGCUACUGGCAUUAGCUGCAGAAGACUCUAAAUUUACUCGUCCAUGGCUCUCUAGACACAAAAUAACAUUUGAAAAACUGAGAAAGGCCGUUGAUAGUGUCAGGGGUAAGCGCAAGGUUACCUCCAAAAAUCCGGAACUGGCAUUCAAGGCACUGGAAAAAUAUUCCAGAGAUUUGACAGCAAUGGCAAGAGCUGGAAAGUUGGAUCCAGUCAUAGGAAGGGACAAUGAAAUUCGUCGCGCAAUUGAAAUUCUUAGCAGAAGGACCAAGAAUAAUCCAGUACUCCUUGGUGAUCCCGGUGUUGGCAAGACCGCCAUUGUUGAGGGCCUUGCAAACCGUAUAGUUUCUGGAGAUGUUCCAGAUUCCCUAAAGGACAGAAGAGUUAUUUCGAUCGAUUUGGCCUCUAUUCUUGCUGGAACACAAUACCGUGGUGAAUUCGAGGAGCGUCUAAAAGCAAUCCUAAAGGAAGUUCAAGACGCUCAAGGAGAAAUUGUGAUGUUUAUUGACGAAAUCCACACUGUUGUUGGCGCUGGAGAUGCUCAAGGAGCUCUGGAUGCGGGAAAUAUGCUAAAACCUAUGCUGGCAAGAGGAGAACUGCGUUGCAUUGGUGCCACAACUUUGCAGGAAUAUCGCCAAAGAAUAGAAAAGGACAAGGCACUGGAACGUCGUUUCCAGCCAAUAUACGUUGAUCAACCCUCGGUUGAGGAGACGAUAAGCAUUUUAAGAGGACUGAGAGAGAGAUACGAAGUUCAUCACGGUGUUCGUAUCCUUGAUUCUACUCUUGUCCAAGCUGCUCAGUUGAGUGACAGAUAUAUCAGCGAUCGUCACCUCCCAGAUAAGGCAAUUGACUUGGUUGAUGAAGCAGCAGCUCGCCUUAAAAUACAACUAUCCAGCAAGCCUCUGCAAUUGGAUGCUAUAGAGAGAAAACUCCUGCAACUUGAAAUGGAAAAGAUUUCCAUAUCCAGUGAUAAUGUUGGAGGAACAACAUCUCAGGCAUCUGGAGUUGGACUUAUUCCCGAUACUGCUAGAAGAACCGCUGGUGAACAAGAAAAACGACGUUUACAACAGAUUGACCGCGCUAUUGAACGUCUCAAUCUUGAAAAGGUGGAGCUAACAGACGCGUGGUUGCGUGAAAAAUCGUUAGUGGAUGCAAUUAGAAACGUAAAGGAGCGCAUGGACGUUGUAAAAGUUGAGAUUGACCGCGCAGAGAGGGAUUUUGACUUGAAUAGGGCAGCUGAAUUGCGAUUCGAAACCUUGCCCGAUCUGGAGAGACAGCUGCAGGGAGCUGUUGGAGACUAUGAAGCUCAUGUAAAGGAGAUACAGUCGAGUGGAGGUCAAUUGCUAUUGAGGGAUGAAGUUACACGGGAAGAUAUUGCAAACGUUGUCUCCCGUUGGACUGGAAUUCCCUUGAGUAAAUUGGUCAAGACACAGAGAGAAAAGAUUCUUCAAAUGAGCGAUGAGUUGCACAAGAGAAUAGUUGGUCAACAAGAGGCUAUUGAUGCAGUCACCGCAUCGGUGCAAAGAUCGAGGGUCGGAAUGAAUGAUCCCAAAAAACCAAUCGCAGGGCUCAUGUUCCUUGGUCCAACUGGUGUUGGUAAAACAGAGCUCUGCAAAGCUAUAGCUGAGCAACUCUUUGACACAGAGGAGGCUAUCGUUAGAUUCGAUAUGAGUGAAUAUAUGGAAAAGCAUUCCGUUUCUAGACUUGUCGGCGCACCACCUGGCUACGUAGGAUUUGAACAGGGUGGUCUACUCACGGAAGCUGUUAGAAGACGUCCAUACUCUAUUGUUUUGUUCGAUGAAAUUGAAAAGGCUCAUCCAGACGUUUUCAAUCUCCUUUUGCAAGUCCUAGAUGAUGGCAGAUUGACAGAUUCAAAUGGACGUAAAGUUAAUUUCACAAAUACCCUAAUUGUAUUCACUUCCAAUUUGGGAAGCCAAAAUAUUCUGGAAUUGGCUAAAUUCCCAGACAAGAGAAACGAAAUGAAGAACAAAGUCAUGGCUUCAGUCAGACAAACCUUUUCUCCAGAAUUUUUAAAUCGUAUCGAUGAGUUUAUUGUCUUUGACAGCCUUUCCAAACCAGGUAUGGAUGAUGAAUGGUUGAUGCAUGCAUGUGCAGAGUUGAAAAAAAUUGUCGGCAUGGAGUUGGCAAAACUUUCAGACAGAUUGGCAGAAAAGAAUAUCAAACUCUCAAUUGAUGAUUCUGCAAUGGCACACAUCGCAGAAGUUGGCUACGAUCCGGCUUACGGUGCCAGACCUCUUAAACGUACAAUUCAACGCGAAAUCGAAUCACCAAUUGCAGUCGGAAUCCUAUCUGAUAAAUUUAAAGAACAUGACACACUAAAUGUAAAGUACGCUGACGGGAAGAUUUUAAUCACAAGCUCGUAA